Cornus florida is the source of this 1092-nucleotide messenger RNA. RefSeq names its product putative F-box/kelch-repeat protein At3g22730. Lineage: Eukaryota; Viridiplantae; Streptophyta; Magnoliopsida; Cornales; Cornaceae. Bases 1 to 1092 code for a protein of 363 amino acids. Gene Ontology annotation, molecular function: protein binding. The record is from RefSeq and is a predicted model, not a curated record. The transcript has a single exon.
AUGUUGAGGGACAAGGGUGAUAAUCAUACGUCAGAAAAUGAUAUAAUUGAGAUUCUCCUAAGAUUGCCUGUGAAAGCAUUGUUGCGUUUCAAGUGUGUGUGCAAAACCUGGAAUGCUCUCAUCAGAAACUCUAACUUUGUUACCAAACAACUCAACCAUCACAGCAACAAUGCACGUCUCCUUAUUCAAUAUCACAAUUAUUGCACGGAAAAAUUUGCUUUUGCCCUAAUUCUUAAUGAAAUACUUACCAAAGAGCCCCUUUUAUCUCAUGAUCUAGAUUUUCAACAUAUGCGCUGUGAUUCAGGUGUCAUUGGUCCCCUUAAUGGUAUACUUGGGCUUUGGAAUUGGAAUCGCAUAGCUUUGUGGAACCCUGCUACUAAAGAAUUUAGGUUCCUCUCAAUACCUCAUUCCAACCUUCCACCACAUUUCCGUGCCUGUUCUUAUUAUUUUGGAUUUGGGUUAGACCUCACUACAAAUGAUUGCAAGCUUAUUUGGAUUCGUGACUUUUGGGAUAACAAAAUUGAUACCUUAUAUGAUCCUAGAGUUGUUUCAGUGUACACACUAGGUUCUGAUUCUUGGAGAGUCUUCGAAGUUGAUUUGUAUGGUUCCAUACAAGAUUCCUUGGGUAAUACAUACAUGAAUGGAUUUUAUUAUUGGUUAACCAAUGAGAAAUAUGAUAAGAUUCUGAUCAUCCUUUCCUUUGACAUUGGUAAUGAGGUAUUUAGAGAGAUAAAAAUGCCGCCAGAUAUGGCUAAAUCAAAAUGGGGGGAUCUUUCUAUGUACAAUGAUUCUUUAGCCAUGUUCAUUUAUGAUCCAAAUGAGGUUGAGAAAUAUAUUGACAUAUGGCUGAUGACGGUGGAGGAAUGCUGGAUGAAAGAACUAACUAUUGGACCACUUUUAGAUGUCGAAAGGCCACUUGGGUUCUGGAAAAAUGGUGAACUCUUUUUAGAACUAGAAACUGGAGAGUCGGUUUUGUAUAACCCUAAUACAGGAGAAACUAAAGAUCUCAGACACCGUGGGAAGGAUGAUUGUCUUAAGGUUCUUAUCUACAAGGAGAGCCUAGUUUCAAUCAAGGAAGGGAAUGAUUUCUAG